CGGUGCGAUGCAUUUAUACGGGCGGCCUGUAUCUAGGCGCUUCAGUCUCUGCUUGGGACCCGACCGCGCGAGUAUGGGGUGCGCGUAUACUCCGCGUAACGUAUCAUACGGUAUUGCUGUUUGAACCGCGGACGAAUCAAACGACCCCGACGUUGACGUUUUGACAGAAGAAUUAGAAAAAGAAUAGAGGAGGGAACGUUGCUGCCCCCUACGUUCUCCGUUUCACUCUUUUUCUCUUUCUCUCUCUCUCUCUCUCUCUUUCUCUCUGUCUUUUCCUCUUGUUGUGUUUCCGCGCCUCUCUCCCUCUUUCCCCCUGCAUGGCUCCAAAAGCACUCGUUGAUUCUUGACAUCCCCCAUACGCACCCCGAGACGACUGCGACUUUUGGCGCGAGCGCGCCAAUAAUCCGCGUAUGUCGCCGGGAAAUCCACCGGCGCGACGGACAUUCGAUUUUCCGCUCGAUGAGUGAAGCAUCCGGCUGCUAUCGUUGCCGUCGUCGUCGUCGUCGUCGUCGUGGAACGAGAUCGGGAUCAGUGAGUACGCGAGCCGAUUCGUCGCGCUUGUGAUUGUUGAUCCAGUGGUGGUGCGGGAAGGAUCUCCUCGGAUUCCCGGUGCAUAAGAACAUAUCGGGCCAUGGCGGUGCUACUGGAGGCAAGAUCGUACAGGCCGUUCAGGUCCUCGGACGAGUACCUGUUGGCGAUGAAGGAGGAUCUGGCGGAGUGGCUGAAUGCUCUGUACCCGGAGCUCCGGAUCAAUAUUGACAAUUUUAUGGACCGACUGGACACUGGUGUCGCGCUAUGCAAGCACGCAAACAAUGUGCGAAAGGCGGCGGCCGACUAUGUGGCUCGUCGUCAGGCCCGCAAGAUCUCGAUGACACGCUCGAUAACCUCGGCCUUGGCGCUUCCGAUGAGCCAGUUGAGCGACGUGGCCUUCCUGCCGAACGCCAAGGCCGGCACCUUCUUCGCCCGCGACAAUGUCUCCAACUUCAUCGGCUGGUGCCGCAAUAGCCUCGGCAUCAUCGAGUGUCUGCUCUUCGAAACCGACGACCUGAUAAUGCGCAAGAAUGAGCGGCAUGUGAUACUAUGCCUGCUGGAAGUGGCCCGUCGUGGCGCCAAGUUCGGCAUGCUCGCGCCGAUGCUCGUGCAGAUGGAGAGGCAGAUCGACCGCGAGCUCGCCGCUGAGAAUAAGGCGAACGGCGCCAGUAACGAGGACAGUGACGACGAAUACGCCGACGAUAUGCAGGAAGAGGUGCCUUGCCUCAUAUACGGCCCGCAGCCGCAGAUCGUCACGAAUGAUCUGAAGAGCCUCGACGAGAUGGUUCGCGAUCUUGUGGAGGGUUGCACAUGCCCUACACAAUUUCCGAUGAUUCGCGUAUCCGAGGGCAAAUACCGGAUCGGCGACACCAAGGUCUUAAUCUUCGUCCGGAUACUGCGCAGUCACGUGAUGGUGCGUGUCGGCGGUGGCUGGGACACUCUCAGCCAUUAUUUGGACAAACACGAUCCGUGUCGAUGCAGAACUUCACAUCGCUCGAUGAUCUCAGCGAAGCUCAUUCAAAAGGCCGGCGCGUCCUUCGAUUUGGGUAGUGCGCAGGUACAUUAUGAACGAUCACCUCCGAGAACGCGACGGAGUUCCGCGUCGAGCAUCGGUUCGUGUGCCGGCACGAUGCAGGGCCCGCAAUCGGCGCAGCUGCACGCACCCAGAAGCAUUUCCAGCAAUCGAUCGCGAUCGCCCACACCUCAUCAUGCCGGCAGCAAACAGCAGCAGCAGCCGCAGCAACAGUCAAGCGACGAACAGAGAAAGAUAAAUCGUUCGAGAAGUCCCACGCCACAAAGGAAAUUCCUGGCGAGUCCGAAUCACCAGGCCGAUUUGGGGAAGCAGAGAUCAAGGUCGCCGACGCCCAGGGCGAAUCUGAGAUCGAGAAGCCCGACGUCGCGAGCGGAACUGAAGAGCGGCAGCGCGGUGUCGCCGACGAGUCAUGGGAAAGCUCAGGAGAACGGCCGAGACGUCAAUAAGAAGCAAGAGCAGCAACAACAGCAGCAGCAGACCAAGCUGUCGGAAGAUUUCAUGAAGCGUUACAUCGUGGAGGGCGGCGUGGCGCGCAGGGCUGUCGAGAAGGACGGCACGCCAAAGUACGAGCCGGCGAUUUAUAACUACAAGUGUGGCGAGGACUCGAGCAGCAGUCGUAGCCCGACGCCGAGUCCGCCCGCGAACAAGCAGGAGCCCGUCGAGCCUUUCGGCAACGAAGCUCGCCAUUGCCAGAAAUCGCCUCAUGGUGACAGCGAGCACUCGGACAACGGCAGUGAGGUCUCCGACGAAGGUUACCGCAGUCUUGGUGCCGUCCAGUCGUCCAUAGCUAAUGGUAACUCCGCCAGCGCGCAGAGCUCGCCCACGGUUGCCGAUUGUCAAAAGCAACCUCCAAAGGUAGAAUCCGAGGAAAGAUCUUGCGUGGACACCGACAGUAUCGAGACCGGCCUGCGUAAGACCCGACUUCGCUCUUCGAGUCCUGUACGGAACUACCCGCUGCCAAGAAACGACACGUUCUCAUCGGGUGAGAAGACACCUUGCGCUGGUUCUAUCAGCAACUUGUCCAAGACAUCAUCCGGCAGCAGGACACCCAGAGACAGUAACUCUAGUCCCGAGGGCAGCCCAUUGAACCGAGGGGGUUACAGUCUCGCUUCCCGCAACUGCGGAAGCUUACGGAAACCACCCACGGUGACCGGAAGCAUUGGCAAGGCGUCUUCGCCGAUACUCAAGUCCUGCAAAUCACCGCUCAGUGGCAGCAACACGUGGAACGGCCGCCAAGCUAAGAAGAGGCCCAGUAUCCAAUCGGACACUUUCAUGAGCCCUCAAGCCACACCAGCAGCGAGCGCCACGACCCCAAAUUUCUCCAGGAAGAGUCCAGCCAGGCAAAGUCUGCCCAGACCUAGCUCGAAUGGUGGAAUUCAAUACGACAGGAAUGGCAGGAGAAUCCGAGCUUCCACCACCGGAUCCCUGCAGUCAUCGCCCACGAAAGUGGCGAAUCCGCUCUUGGAGCAAAUCCUGCAGAAGGUGGGUCACCUGCAGGACGAUCACGAGAUGGUACGGAAGCUACAGGACCUCCUGAGGACUUACCAGACUGGUCCAAGCGACAGUGCGGCGAACAUGGCGCUCACCAAGGCGUGGGUGGACAGUAACGGAACAGCGACUUUGUCGCAGGACAGUCCGGUGACGACGAACCCCAGGAAAGAUCCGAAGCCGGUGUCCGAGAGAGGAGCUUAUUCGAGGAUACCAGCACCGGUGUCCUACAAGAGACCGAUGUCCGUAGCAUCCGACAGCGUUUGA
Harpegnathos saltator (Jerdon's jumping ant) is the source of this 3319-nucleotide messenger RNA. RefSeq names its product GAS2-like protein pickled eggs. The transcript has 8 exons. The record is from RefSeq and is a predicted model, not a curated record. Lineage: Eukaryota; Metazoa; Arthropoda; Insecta; Hymenoptera; Formicidae. The coding region runs from base 632 to 3319 and encodes 895 amino acids. Gene Ontology annotation, biological process: regulation of microtubule polymerization or depolymerization; microtubule bundle formation; protein localization to microtubule plus-end. Gene Ontology annotation, molecular function: cytoskeletal adaptor activity; microtubule binding; actin filament binding. Gene Ontology annotation, cellular component: cytoplasm; stress fiber; actin filament.